Molecule: messenger RNA, 1113 nt
Organism: Postia placenta MAD-698-R-SB12
Lineage: Eukaryota; Fungi; Basidiomycota; Agaricomycetes; Polyporales; Adustoporiaceae
Exons: 5
Source: RefSeq, a predicted model, not a curated record
AUGCAGGACUCCAGUAACAACAAACUUCCGGAGCGCGCGCUGUCGAAAGCAGGCGCUCCGGAAGGCGCGGAUGUUCAGCGCGAGGGUGUGAGUGCGGACGAGAGAGAAGAGGGGGUUGCAGAGACGGUAAGGGAGGUUGACGGCUGGCAGGCCAUCGGGAGGCCCGGAGGAGGACAGCGCGCACUCGAUGGGACGGACGUGACACGCCCGAACCGCGCAGCGCGAAAGUCCGCUAGGUGGGCGCGCGAUGUUGCAGCGGGACUCGGUACGGAGCGCGGGGUGGCUGCGACUGGAAAACUUCAGAGAAAAGUGGUUCCACGUCCCCGGAUGAGGGGGCCGCCGUCAGUCGUGUCCACGACCGUGUCGGACGUCGUCGCGGACACCGAGACUGUGUCAGAUGUCGUCGCGGACACCGAGACCGCGUCAGACGUCGUCGCGGACGCCGAAACCGUGUCAGAUGGCAUCGCGGACGCUGAGACCGUGACGAACGUCGUCGCGGAUGCUGGGUUAGGUCAAAACAAGAAAAAAAGAAAUAGAAGUGCUGCCAAAAGGUUAGUGGUGGCAACACAGCGCCGCGCAGAGGCAGCGCGCCAUGCAGAGGCAGCGGCGCAGGUCGUGGACUUCGACGGCGCAGUCGACAACGUACCUACCGAUCCGGUAAGCGAUCGCGAAGUCGGAGCUUCCGCGCGUAGACGGCGCGCUCAGCAGUGGGUUGACGACGAGAGCGGAGACGAAGCUGCAGGAGUAGAGGGGGCGUUACUCGCGCGAUCCUCGUUGACUUCGCUCGCGCGAUCCUCACUGACUCCGCUCACGCGAUCCUCGUUGACCCCGCUCGCGAGUAGUCCUCCCGCGUCGGAUCCUCCUGUCGGCUCGCGUCGCGUUCUACGCAGUGCGUCGGUACGAACUGGGGUCAUACGUGCGGAGAGAGAUAGUGUGACGGGCUCACCUGUUCCUGUUCUCGGAAAGCGUAAGCUUGUGCCGUAUGUGGAGAUCAGAUCACAGCGGGCUGGAACUCGGGGUGCGAGAGCUGUCAAUCGGAGUGGGCCCAAGGACGGAACGUCAAAUGCUGAGGCUCUGAAGAGAGCAGUGUUAGCUAUGGCAGCAGUCAAGAGG